Molecule: messenger RNA, 699 nt
Organism: Ipomoea nil (Japanese morning glory)
Lineage: Eukaryota; Viridiplantae; Streptophyta; Magnoliopsida; Solanales; Convolvulaceae
Product: protein FAR1-RELATED SEQUENCE 5-like
Exons: 1
Coding region: 1-699 (232 amino acids)
Biological process (GO): regulation of DNA-templated transcription
Molecular function (GO): zinc ion binding
Source: RefSeq, a predicted model, not a curated record
AUGGGAGGACUACUCAAAACAACAUCACGUUCAGAAUCGGAGAACAAUUAUUUCGACAAAUUCACCAAUCACCACUGCAGCCUAGUCGAGUUUAUAAUGCAAUACAACCGCGCCAUAGAAGAACAGAGGCAUAACCAAGCAAAGUUGAACGCAGACUGUGAAGGUUCAACCCCUGAACCGAAGACCCCGUUGGGCAUGGAACGCCAAGCAGCGGCACUGUACACCAUCAACAUAUUCUACGAGUUCCAAAAAGAAAUAUGGGCCGGAAGUUUCACAUGCAAAAUCACCAACAAGACGCUUGAGGACGAGAACCGGAGGUACAUUGUACAUGAAACGGGUGCGAAACUGUUCGAGGUAACACACCAAGAAGCUACCCAUAAAACAGAAUGCAGUUGCAACAAAUUCAACAGAGUAGGAAUCUUAUGUAAGCAUGUGUUGGCAAUUUUCAAGGACGAAGGCAUCGAAGAAAUACCAGGACACUAUAUUGUUCCCCGAUGGACAAGAGACGCAUCUGCACGGCCAAUGUAUGAUAUUGUGUUGAAAGGUAGCCCUAAUACGCAAGGGGGGAAUGAACUCAAAUCAAUUGCGAACCAACUCUGGAAUGAAUUCUACAACUGCUUAGGAUUGGAAAAUGGAAGUGAACGAAAUGGCUCUAAUGACAACAAUGCAGCAGCUAAAUGGGAAGUUAAAGAGCGCUAA